Messenger RNA from Juglans regia (Persian walnut), 411 nucleotides. Its product is annotated as dormancy-associated protein 2-like. Bases 1 to 411 code for a protein of 136 amino acids. The transcript has a single exon. The record is from RefSeq and is a predicted model, not a curated record. Lineage: Eukaryota; Viridiplantae; Streptophyta; Magnoliopsida; Fagales; Juglandaceae.
AUGGAUACAAGAUCAAGAUUUUCGUGGCUUGUCUUGUUUAUUUCCAUUCCUAUUGUUCGGCUGAAAGGUGAUGAAAUGGGAAACGGCACAGCGCAUUCUCAAAGCGUUAGUACAACUUCUUUGGCUCUUCCUAAGCUUCUUCAAGGAAAUGAAGAUAUAGAAGCUGGCAGAAACAAAACUUCAACUGAAGUUGUGAUCAACAGCAAGAAUAGACAUAAUGGCCCAUAUUAUAGAGGAGGAGGGGGUGGACGCGGAGGUGGCGGUGGCGGUGGCGGUGGCAGUGGGGGAGGCAGUACUUAUAGAUGGGGAUGGGGAGGAGGUGGGGGUGGAGGAGGAGGGUGGUGGCAUGAGGCAUGGGGGGGAUGGGGAGGAGGAGGUGGUUGGUAUAAAUGGGGAUGUGGAAAAAACUAA